GUUCUCACAGCUCUUGUUUUCACCUGGCCGCCGUGCAAAGAAAAAGAAAAAUUACCUGAGGGGGAGAAUAUAUGGAAAGACGCUGGCAGUUGGCAGACGCCAUCGCCAUGGAACCCAUAGACAUAGUGCGCCUGGAGGAGGCCGUUGUGGCCUUCUACCGCUCCAACUCGCAGGACCAGGCGAUCACCCACGAGUGGCUCACGGAAGCUGAGGCCAGUCCGCAGGCAUGGCAAUUUUCCUGGCAGCUGAUGCAGCUGGGAAAGAGCCAGGAGGUUCAGUUCUUUGGCGCCAUUACCCUGCACUCGAAGCUGAUGAAGCACUGGAACGAGGUGCCGCCAGAGAACCGCGAGGAGCUGAAGCAGAAGAUCCUCGAGACGAUCGUGCGGUUUGCCGGCGGUCCGAAGAUCGUCCUCAACAGACUGUGCAUCUCCCUCGGUGCCUACAUCGUCCAUAUGCUGGACGAGUGGCCCUGUGCCAUCGAGGAGGUGAUCAACACGUUCCAGAACCAGCACAUCCCUAAUAUCAGUCCCGAUGUGCAGCUGUGGAUCAUGCUGGAGGUGCUGCAGGCCAUUCCGGAGGAGGCUCAGAUUAUUCAUACCUCUGUGAAGCGAGUAACGUUGCGCACAGAGAUCGGUAAACGGGUUCCGAUCGUCCUCCAGACCGCCGAGGAGUAUCUGAAGAUGAAAAUGAACCGCCAGUGGGACGCGGAGACCUACAGCAACAUGAACAGAGCCGUUAAGUGCGUCGGCACAUGGAUUAAAAACAUUGGGUAUUCUAUUGAGGGAUGCGUGAGCAUCACAGCCGUCCUGCUGGAGGUGGUGCACAAGUGCUACUGGCCCUGCAUUCGUGCCGGUGACGGCUGUAUGUCCGCUGACGAGAACGAGCUGGCCGAGUCCUGUCUAAAGACAAUGGUGAACAUCAUCAUUCAGCCUGACUGCCACAACUACCCGAAGACGGCGUUCGUGCUUAUUAAGAUGUUCCUCGACUCCCUCACCGACAUCACGAAAAUGGAGUGGAAGCGCGACAAUGACAAUGAGGACAUUAUCGUGCACAUUUACAUGCUGUUCGUGUCCUCGGUGGAACGGCACUCGUCGCUGCUACUCAGCGGGAUCACGUCGAACGAUCCGGAGCUAUCCGUGCUGGUACACCGCAUCGUCCAAGAGAUUCUGCACUGCACCGACAAGCCGGGCAUCUAUCCCGUAGAGGAGUCGUGCAGCACCAUGGCCCUGGCCUUCUGGUACAUGCUGCAGGACGAGGUCUUCGCCAUGCCCGUCGAAGAGCAGAAGCUAAAGUGCUGGGAGUACAUAAAGCCAUUGUACGCCCACCUCACCAGCAUUUUGGUGCGAAAGUCUGAGCAGCCGGAUGAGAGGUCCCUCGACAAGUGGAACUCGGACGAUUUGGAGUGUUUCCGAUGCUACAGGCAGGACAUAUCUGAUACAUUUAUGUACUGCUACGAUGUACUUCACGACUAUAUCCUGGAGAUCCUGGCCGCCAUGCUGGACGAGGCUAUUGACGACUUGCAACGGCAUCCGACGCACUGGACAAAGCUGGAGGCAUGCAUCUACUCCUUCCAAUCGGUGGCCGAGCACUUUGGCGGCGAGGAGUCGCGUCAGAUACCGAGGCUAAUGCGAGUGCUGGCCGAGAUUCCGUACGAAAAGCUCAACGUGAAGCUUCUGGGCACCGCACUGGAGACGGUUGGUUCCUAUUGCAACUGGCUGAUGGAGAACCCCACAUACAUCCCGUCAGCCAUCAAUUUGCUGGUGCGCGGGCUGAACUCUUCGAUGUCGGCCCAGGCCACACUGGGCCUCAAGGAGCUAUGUCGCGAUUGUCAGAUGCAGAUGAAGCCGUACGCCGAGCCACUGCUCAACGCUUGCCACGCCUCCCUGAACACGGGACGCAUGAAGAACUCGGACUCGGUCCGGUUGAUGUUCAGCAUCGGGAAGCUGAUGAGCCUGCUGCCGCCCGAGGAUAUACCUAGGUACUUGGACAUAAUUGUCAGUCCGUGCUUCGAGGAGUUGCAGGCCAUUUGCCAAGAGGAGACGAAAACUCCUUCGGCUCGGAUUCGCACCAUUUUCCGGCUUAACAUGAUCUCGACCCUCUUCUCGUCCCUCAACACGGAUGUGGAUGAUGAUCAGACCAAGGAGCAGCCGACCGUCCAGCCCGUCCUGCUGGUCAUGCAGCGUACGAUGCCCAUCUUCAGGAGAAUAGCCGAAAUGUGGGUGGAGGAGAUUGAUGUGCUGGAAGCAGCAUGCAGCGCCAUGAAGCACGCGAUUAUGAAUUUAAGAAGCAGCUUUCAACCGAUGCUGCAGGACCUUUGUCUUUUCAUUGUGGCCAGCUUUCAGACACGCUGCUGUGCACCCACCCUGGAGAUUUCCAAGACGGCUAUCGUGAUGUUCUACAAGGACGAGGGCUGCAAGCCGUUAAUGCAACAGCUGUUGAGGGAGUUCAUCCACCACAGCUUUAAGCUCUUUGAGAACACUCCGGAGCAGAACUUCUCAAACAUUUCGGACACCAUGGAGACCUUCUUUUGCUGUCUCUCGCAGAUCGUGAAGAAGAUUCCGCAGACCUUGGAGGACAAGACACUGGCCUACGAUCGGCUAGUCUUCUACGCUCAGCGUGGCAUGACGCUGCCGGAAAAUGGAGCCAUCCGGAACAGCAUCCUGUUCCUCACGCACUUUGUAAUGCAAUCGCGCAACCAUGCCCAUAUCACCGAGGUCGUCCUGGCCACGGGCGAACAGACCCUCUACACAGCCAUGAUGUGUGUAGGCUAUCUGACGCCACGAUCGCAGGUGGACAAAUUUGCCGACAUCCUUUUGGCCUUGAACAAAAAGUAUCCUGCGGAAAUGGCCGUCUGGAUGAAGACCCUGAUGGCGACACCCAAUUUCCCCACCCAGCUUAUUACGGAUGCGGAGAAAGCGCGAUACACAGCUCUAAUAGUCAAGGAAAAGGUCAAUAAGCGUCUGCUGCAGCAACAUCUAAAUGAGAUGGCAAUCAAGACGCGAGGACUCGCCGAGAAGUUCCAGUGAACUGAGAAACACGACAAGUGGCCAACUUCACAGCAUCUGUAUCCAUCUGGGUUCUGCUAUCGUUUCUCCAAUUGUAUUUAGUUUUGUAAUUAGGCAGCUUUGUAAAUGUUCUAAAGAUAAGUUUAGGUUUAAUCAUUUCCCCCUCUGUCUCUCUAUAUGUGUGUGUAAUGGGAAAAACUCGCUUAGCUCUCGACAUGAUAAACUUUUAUUUAUAAUUUUACAAAAUUACAUGCUUCAUUUACAAUUUUCACAUA
Messenger RNA from Drosophila kikkawai, 3280 nucleotides. RefSeq names its product importin-13-like protein cdm (gene cdm). NCBI's taxonomy places the organism in Eukaryota, Metazoa, Arthropoda, Insecta, Diptera, Drosophilidae. Gene Ontology annotation, biological process: protein import into nucleus. The record is from RefSeq and is a predicted model, not a curated record. Gene Ontology annotation, cellular component: cytoplasm. Gene Ontology annotation, molecular function: small GTPase binding.